GAGGCGCACCAAGCUGCCAGCUAGCAGAGGAGCAUGUAAACAUCUGAACAUCUGAACAUGAACAUGGCUCAGCUCUCCUCCAGCAGACUGACUCAUCUACUGAGGACAUCCUUUAUUAAACUCUCAAUAACACCAAUAACACCUGGACCUGCGUGUUGUGUUCAGUUCACCCGCUGCCAGAGGUCGGUGGACCCUAAGGCGUUACAGGAGAGGCAGAAGCAGCAGAUGGCGAAAGGUCUUCCCAGACAGAAGCCCAUCACGGGGGUCAAACAGGUCGUCGUUGUGGCUUCAGGGAAAGGUGGCGUGGGCAAGUCCACCACCGCAGUGAAUUUAGCUCUCGGAAUAUUGGCCAACGAUCCAUCUUUGUCAGUUGGUCUGUUGGACGCUGACAUUCACGGCCCGUCGAUUCCCAAACUGAUGAACCUGAAGGGAAACCCGGAGCUCAGUGACAACAAUCUGAUGAUCCCUCUCACCAACUACGGGGUUCCUUGCAUGUCGAUGGGGUUCCUAGUGGACGAAGCGGCUCCGAUCGUGUGGAGGGGGCUGAUGGUGAUGUCAGCGCUAGAGAAACUGCUCAGACAGGUGGACUGGGGGUCUUUGGACUAUCUGGUGGUGGACAUGCCUCCUGGGACGGGAGACGUUCAGCUGUCAAUCUCCCAGAACAUCCCAGUAGCAGGUGCUGUCAUCGUGUCGACGCCGCAGGACAUCGCCCUGCUGGAUGCUCGCAGAGGAGCCGAGAUGUUCAAGAAAGUUAACGUGCCGGUUCUCGGUUUGGUGCAGAACAUGAGCGUCUUCCAGUGUCCCAACUGUAACCACCAGACUCACAUCUUCGGCUCCGACGGGGCCCGGCAGCUCGCCGACACUCUGGGAGUCAGGUUAUUAGGUGACGUUCCUCUUCAUCUCAACAUCAGAGAGAUGUCAGACAGAGGAAGACCAGUGGUCGUCUCUUCUCCUGACAGCCCAGAGGCGGAGGCGUACAGGAAGGUGGCGGCGGCCGUGGUCCAGAGACUCGAGGAAGUGAACACUUGAUCGAUGUAAACUGGGAGCGAACACGAAGACACUCCAUGACACGUACACACAAAACAAACAGCGUACAUGUGACACACAAACUGAAACGCACAAACUUCUUCUUUGCUGUUGUGACGCACAAUAAGUUCAAUCCAAAGCACUACUGUGUACUGUGUGUAUUAGUACUGCAGUGUUACUGAAUAAAUGUGAUUCUUUUAGCUGUGUGAUGAUAUUUAAUAAAUCUGAGUUUUCUGUUUCCU
Sebastes umbrosus (honeycomb rockfish) is the source of this 1268-nucleotide messenger RNA. RefSeq names its product nucleotide binding protein-like (gene nubpl). Gene Ontology annotation, cellular component: mitochondrion. NCBI's taxonomy places the organism in Eukaryota, Metazoa, Chordata, Actinopteri, Perciformes, Sebastidae. Gene Ontology annotation, biological process: mitochondrial respiratory chain complex I assembly; iron-sulfur cluster assembly. Gene Ontology annotation, molecular function: ATP binding; ATP-dependent FeS chaperone activity; 4 iron, 4 sulfur cluster binding. The transcript has 11 exons. The coding region runs from base 58 to 1029 and encodes 323 amino acids. The record is from RefSeq and is a predicted model, not a curated record.